GUCUCCAUGCGCUAUCGGGACGACCUCCCCCUGGCGCUGAAGGGCGUCAGCCUGCAGGUGCUGCCGGGCCACCGCGUGGCCAUCGUGGGCGGCACCGGGAGUGGCAAGUCCACGCUGCUGCGCGUGCUGCUCAGGACCGUCGAGAUCGGCUCAGGCACGGGCUCCGUCUUCGUCGACGGCGAGGACAUCCGCAAUAUCGGCCUCGAGAAGCUGCGUACCGCAGUGACGGCCAUCCCGCAGGAGAACUUCCUGCUGACGGGCACGGUGCGGGCCAACGCGGACCCGUCCGGCGCCCGCGGGGACGACGAGAUCCGCGGGGCGUUGCGGGCCGCGUCUCUGGGGCACUGGGAGCUGGACCAGGAGCUGAGCCCUAGCGGCGGCAUCUCGCCAGGCGAGCGCCAGCUGCUCGGCGUGGCUCGGGCGCUGCUGCGGCGGUCCCGGGUGGUGGCCCUGGACGAGGUCACGUCGCGCGUCGACGAGGCCACGGACCGCCGCGUCCAGGAGGCGCUGCGCGCGCUGCCGACCGGCACCACGUUGCUGGUCAUCUCGCACCGGCUGGCGACCCUCGACGGGUACGACGCCGUCGUCGUCAUGGAGGACGGGCGGGUGGCGGAGGUCGGCGGCCCCGAGGCGCUGCGCGCCGACCCCGGCUCGCGCUUCUCCCGGCUGCUCGCCGCGGAGCUGUCAGGCGCCGCCCCCGCGGGGGCGGCGCGGCCGCAGCCCGUGGCCGCGUGAGCCGCGCCCGCCUCGCCCUCGGAGGAGGAUCGGGUAUGGUUCCCUGGAUGUCUUCGCCCGCCGCUCCUCCCCCCAUCGUCGCGCACCGCGUGCGCGCUCCCGGGG
Molecule: messenger RNA, 840 nt
Organism: Prorocentrum cordatum
Lineage: Eukaryota; Dinophyceae; Prorocentrales; Prorocentraceae
Source: the annotation of a GenBank genome assembly